AUGGCUAAAACAUCAGAGAAACAUCACUUUUUUGGGUUCAGAGGAGGAUGGCUCACAUUCUGGAUCACAGUUGCUUGUGCAACAGACAUGAUGCUCUUUGGCUACGAUCAAGGAGUCUUCAGUGGUGUCGUUGUCACUCAGGACUCUCCUCAACUUCACAACCUCGUCGGUCCUGCGAAGACCAAUCUUCUCGCAACAGUAACAUCAAUUUACGACAUUGGCUGUUUCUUUGGAGCACAGAUGAUUGUUGGACGUAUCGUCUUGGGAAUUGGCAAUGGUAUCAAUACUGCCACCGCGCCGAUUUGGCAGUCAGAAACCGCUCAAGCGAGAUGGGGAGGUAAACUCGUUAUUCUUGAGAUGGCCAUGAACAUUGCUGGUUUCUACCUCGUCAAUUGGAUCAACUAUGGUCUUUCAUUUGUUGAAGGAUCUGUCGCGUGGCGAUUCCCUCUUGCGUUUCACUUCGUCUUUAUCUUUGUCUUGUUUGCUACUGUUCCCUGGCUUCCACAGUCACCGCGAUGGCUCAUCGCCCAUGGUCACACUGGAGAGGCAACCGAAAUUCUGGCCUAUAUAGAAGACAAACCCAUAACGUCACCGAUUGUCACGGCUCAACUCCACGAGAUCCAGUACAGCGUCGACUAUGAACGCUUACACACUAUCAAAUGGAAAGACAUUUUACUACGCCGCAACAAAGACACAUCUGAUACAAAGACCCUUUGCCGUCUUCUCCUCGGCACAGAUACACAACUAAUGCAGCAAUUCUACUUGACUAGGAAAAGAAGGCUUGAAUUAGAAAAGUCUAGGCUAGAGGAAAGAGGGCUAUUCAUAAUAGUCCUCUGGGACAAUUGCCUGAUAAUACCGUCCCGGCUGCCUUGCUGCCUAGGUAUAUGCAGGCCUAGCCAACAAUUCUCUGGUAUAAACAUCAUGAGCUACUACAUGCCCACCAUUCUAAUUAACAGCGUCGGUCUGACAGAAAGAAUGACUCGUUUACUCUCCGCCUGCAACGCGGUGUCUUACCUCGUCUUCUCUUCCGCAGCCAUCCUUCUCGUUGAGAGAUGGGGGCGAAGAGGACUCAUGUUGCUCUCCACGGCUGGACAUCUUUUGCCGUUCUUGAUCAUCACUAUACUCCUACGGUAUGCAGUUGGCGAUAAGAAGGAAGCGCUGGGGUCAGCUUCUGUGGCCUUUUUCUUCUUUUACUUUAUCUCAUUUGGCGUAGGCAUGUUGGGUGUUCCAUGGCUGUACCCUACCGAAGUAAAUUGA
Molecule: messenger RNA, 1257 nt
Organism: Fusarium venenatum
Lineage: Eukaryota; Fungi; Ascomycota; Sordariomycetes; Hypocreales; Nectriaceae
Source: RefSeq, a predicted model, not a curated record